Molecule: messenger RNA, 2892 nt
Organism: Bombus pascuorum
Lineage: Eukaryota; Metazoa; Arthropoda; Insecta; Hymenoptera; Apidae
Gene: Osi17
Exons: 4
Coding region: 1031-2806 (591 amino acids)
Source: RefSeq, a predicted model, not a curated record
AAUACCGUUGCAGUAGCUUUUUAACUUCUAAAAUAAUUGUUAGGCUCGAAUCCUCUCAGACACACAAUAAAACGAGUUAAUAAUAUCUAGCGCUAUUCAUAAUCCUGUCAUUAAAUGCAAGUAAGUUUAAAGUUAAUGCUUAGUGAGUUUAUAUACCCGUAAUAUUCAUAAUAGCAGCAACUAAUUGAAUCAAAGAGGUUCCAGUACUUGGUAUAACUUGUAAUUUUCAUAUCAGCGUCGAAUGCCGUCGCACGUGACCAAAAUGCCUCGGUGACCAUAACGCGAUUCACACGGUUUAACUCGACUGAAAACGUUGCAAAGAGAAGUUGACAGGUUUUCCAGCCGCUUUCACCGUGCGCAUUGCCAAGGAGCUUGGAUUGACGGUGCAUACAAAGUCCGAAAUCCUCGUCAACGCCUUUUAACACGCGCGCGCGUGUAGCUGGACGCGUGGCCGGUUGCAGUCGGAGAGGAGACGAUAAUGACCUUCCACGGAGCGGCCGUAGACGGAGUAGGAGGGUCUUUGACACACUUGACGCUCAGGUGAAUUGUAACCGAGAACCGAGAAGCUUGUGGUUAGUUUUGAGCGGGAGAUCGAACGGAACGCGUCUCGCGAGAAGGAACGGAGAAGGCGAUCAAGUUGGAUGAAGAUGAUGUGACAUGCUAGGGCUAGGUGACACGGACAUGUCGAACGAAUCGAUAAACAGUUUGCGAUGCGACUGGAUUGCUUGAAAUUGAAGGAAGGAAUCGUCGAUCCCUAAAACGUUUGAAGGAGGUGCGAUCCAUUCAGAUUGAUAUCGAGGUCGUGAUCAUUGGAGGGGGCAACGGAAGUGAUAAAAGGUGCACGUGGAUAGGGUAAUAUCGGUGUGACGAAAUCAAAAGUGUAUUAAUCGUCGUUCUGAUUCCUGGUCUAUACACGCUUCAACUAUUUAUAUCUUUGAUUGUGCUAAAUUUUGUUCAAUCAGAUACAGGUGAAGUUCUAUUUAAAUAUUUGAAAAAAUACUUACCCGGUGAAAUCUAGUCUUCGUCAAGGAUGCAUUUAAGAUCCGUGAUCGUGAUCGUAUAUUUGUGCGUGGUGCAUGCAAACUGCCAGUUCUUCGAUAUUAAGAAUUUGAAGAAUUACGCAAAGAUAUUUAACUUUGGUGGUUUGUCGCUAAACCAGACUGAGAAUGAAUUGUGGAGAGGAUUGAUCAGGGACUGUGAUCGAUCCGUAACGUUCUCCUGCAUACAGAAAAACGCUUACACGUAUCUAGACAAUGUUUUCGUGGAGAGAGACAAUAUCACGGUGUUUGAGGGUUUGACUAUGACGAAGAAUAAUUUGGACUAUGAAACGUGCCGCAGAAAGAGUGAUCAAGAUGAUUCCAUGGAUGAGAAUUUGGUGGAAAAGUCCAGUAAGGAUAACUGCGACGAAGAGGAAAGUGAAGAGGAGAAGGGGGAGGAAAGAGGUCGACAGUUCGGCGAGGAGCAGUCACCUUUGGAGGAAGUGACUAACGCGUUGCGGAAGAGGGCGAUGAAAUUCCUCGCGACCAGGGAUUAUCAGAUUCAAUUACCCGAUUUUUUCUUUGAAGGAGCAACGAUUCGAAUAAGUCCUCGUGAGAUUGAUGAAAAUGGCGCUCUGGUUAGAGUAGACUUGGGUCAGCAAGGCUUAGAAAGCGAAGGAAGAAUCUUCAAGAAAAUUAGAAAAUUUAUACAGAACAAACUGAUGACAAGCUUGUUAGCCCUGUUGCUCAUCAUCAAGCUAAUCAAAUUGAAGUUCAUGUUCGUGAUACCGUUCCUGUUCGGCGUGGGUACAGCGAAGAAGCUCUUCCUGAAAUUGUUACUUUUCUUUAUCCCAGCAUUUGCGCACGUUUUUAAGCUAUGCUCGAGCUACUAUUCUGCGCACAGUACAAAGUACCAUCACCAUCAUCAUCAGAUAGCGCAUCACCAUCACCACGUGCCAGUUCCAGUACCAGUUCCAACUUAUUACAAUCAUCACCACCACCAUCACGACGAUGAAUUCGAUGGCUACGAUUAUGCUCAUCCUCAUAUUCAAUAUCGAAAAGACAUCGAGGAAUUGAAGGAAUGGGGCAUCGAACCUUACGAAGAGCCUUACGAAGUUCAAACCGAGCCUGUAGGAGCUGGCACGGUGCCAGCUCGACCUCCACCAGGAGUGCUGCCGGCGCCAUUUCCAGCGCCCACUUACUCUGGAACGUAUGGUAUUCCUCAAUAUGCGCCGAACGCGCAGCCAAUAGCUUCUCCGUAUUUAGAAAAACGUCCACUGACAUCUGCUCAUAAUCUGGCCUACUCAGCAUACGUAGAUAAUAAUCGUAGAACAGUUGUUCAACCAGCUUCGCCAACAGUCGUCAACGUCCCUUUAAAUCCUGCAAACCUGCCGUCAACGAUGUUGCCAACUGCGACAAAUAUAAAGAAUUCGUACAUUGCGUUUGGACAGCAAAAUGCAAGACAAGUUUCGGCGAAGAGCAGUCAGGUAGAUUCGAAAGCAACAGUGAUCACGCAACGAUCAGGAUACGACGAUGAAUAUUAUGGACCGAUAAUUAACAGGCUUGAAGAUAUAUUUAAGCAACUUCGAUUCGUCGAAGAAAGUUGCAAAGAGAGGCUCGUGUGCAGUAUGUACAAGAAUCCGGCUGUGUAUUCGCCGCACAGCAACCUCGUUUCGAACGAACUGUCCAGAGAUCCACAGGAGUUGAAACGUGCGGGGACCGAAAGCUCGUCCAGCAAGAAGUUCCACAGAUAUUUCAACGCGGCUAGAUUGGGUCAAGAUGGUGGUGAUUGCUUGAGAACGUAUCCAUGUCACAUAAAUACCGAAUAAACUCAGUGUGAAUUUUUGUUACUAAUUAAUAAAGAAUUAUCGUGGGGACAAGAACAUAUGUUGAAGUCACCGACUUCUGGCAUCAC